Molecule: messenger RNA, 1931 nt
Organism: Exophiala xenobiotica
Lineage: Eukaryota; Fungi; Ascomycota; Eurotiomycetes; Chaetothyriales; Herpotrichiellaceae
Exons: 6
Coding region: 205-1785 (526 amino acids)
Molecular function (GO): cholinesterase activity
Source: RefSeq, a predicted model, not a curated record
AAAUCCAGCUGCUUUCGUCGACAUGUAUUGCUGUCUCUUCCUGCAGGCUCCAACUUCGCAAUGAGACUAAUGGCGGAGAACUCUGCUAAGAUGAGGAAUCGUUACAUUCGUGGAAGGCGGCUUUCAUAACAUAAAAAACUGAGAUCGCCACCGAUUGCCAGCCCAGAUUGUUGACCUGUUGCUAGCGAUCUCUGUGAGACCACAAUGAAGUCAACCGUUGGCCUGCUAGCUGUGGUGGCCGCUUGCUUAUUCUCCGUUGGUGAUGCGGUAGUCCUGACCGCCUCGGCGGCGCCUACAGUCACGAUUGACUCUGGAGUGGUCGUCGGUGUCUCAACUUCUCCCGCCGGAGCAAGUGCGACAGUGAACAAAUACCUGGGAAUCCCUUUUGCGGCUUCACCGGUCCGUUUCGCCCCUGCAGUCAGGCCCACGCCAUGGAAGAAGCCUUUUCAAGCCACCAAAUACGGACCAGCAUGCUUUCAACAGUUUAAUUAUCCCGAAGCAUCGCGCAAUGCCUCGAUUGCAUGGUUCGAUACGCCUCCUCCGCCAGCAGGUGAGAGCGAGGACUGCUUGAACGUGAAUGUUUAUGUGCCUGGUUUACCUGGGAAGAACAAAACGGUCAUGGCCUGGAUUUAUGGCGGCAGUCUAAGGAUUGGAGCUAACUCUCUGCCCGACUACGAUGGCUCCUACUUCGCAGCAAACCAGGAUGUGAUCAUUGUUACACUAAACUACCGUACGAAUGUUUUCGGGUUUCCUAACACUGCGGAAAUACCAUUCACCGAAAGAAACCUUGGGUUCUUGGACCAGAGAUUUGCACUGGACUGGAUCCAGCGAAAUAUAGGAGCCUUCGGCGGCGACGCAAAGAAGGUCACUAUUUUCGGCGAAUCAGCUGGCGCCGGAAGUGUCGAUGUCCUAGUGACGAGCUUUGCAAAGAAUCCACCCUUCCGGGCGGCUAUCAUGGAGUCUGGACAGGCAACUUCUUACGUCAAUACAACGAACGCACCCACUGCGUGGCUUGCCUUAGCAGCCGCUCUAAAUUGUACCACCACGCAUCCCGAUUCGAAUCUGACGUGCAUACGAAAUCAGACCGCUUCGACGUUGAAGAACAUCAUAGAGCACCAGGCCCUGAUCUUUCGGCCAGUCACGGACAAUGUCACAGUCCUCCGCUACCCGGAAAACGCCCGUCUUAACAGGUCCGCAGCUAACGUACCGAUCAUGGCAGGCACGAACGCCAACGAAGCCACUCUCUUUGUUGUCGGCCAGACCAAUGCCAGUGCUUACCUGAGCGCUCUGUUGCCAUAUCAACCUGCCAUCAACAAUGCUAUACUUGCAUCAUAUCCCGGGUCUUCGGCCGAUCAGGUUCCUGAGAUUGUAACGGAUUUCACGUUUCAGUGCCCUGUAGGCAUAUUGACGAAUGACAGUCAAACGGCAGGAUUGCCGACUUGGAGAUACUAUUACAACGCGAGCUUUCCGAAUAUUAAUCUCACGGGCCUCCCAGAUGCGGGAGUCUUCCACAGCAGCGAGAUCAAGCUCGUGUAUGGCACUUACUCGCGGGUGGGUGCCACGGAAGAGGAGAAGGCGCUGAGUCACUAUAUACAGAUGGCAUGGGCGGAUUUUGCAAAGCAUCCUCAAGCUGGACCGGGCUGGGCACAAGUGCCUGCUGUCGCAGAGUUGGGCAGUAAUGGCAUGUUGAAGACGAUGACAACAGCUGCAGAUCUGGAUAGCAGAUGUGGGUUCUACCUUGAUGCCUACAAGGCUGCUGGCAUAGCUCCUACGAUCAAGAGCUAGACUGAUGUUGUGCUGGUGACUUGUCCAAGAGACAUCCCCUCAGAUCGCAGAUAUGUAAAGAGAUAUCCACCAAGCUAUGCCUGACACUCAUAGCCACUGUGGUGUGCACUGAGUGUGCUAGGCUCAAGGCCACUUCGUGCCCUGCU